CAUUUCGUUAUAAUCUAGUUGGCCCUAAAGAGCUGUCAUCAAACAUGGCGGGAUAUUCGAUUGAUAAAAUUUUACUCGAAGCAAGAGAAAGCGCUAGACGGAGUAAAACAAAUUUUGAUGCAAUAAUUGAAAAGUACAGCAAAGAAUUUGAAGAAGACGAUGUAAUAGAUAUUUACAAACAGAGAAUAUGUUCAGAUAGAGGUUUUGUACGAUCCAAAAAAAGAGCAUUUGGAACAUCAAGAUUAGCCACAACUAAACGAUUAGAAGAGCGACUAGCUGGAGGUUAUAAUUCAGGAGAUGAAACAUGUUACAGUCAACCAUCUGUUCUACAUCCUGAAGUCAAGAUAGAACCAAUCAAUGAGACUGAUCCAGAAAUAUGGAAAGAUUUGGUGGAAUCAUUUGUCCAUGACCCUGGAAACGAACCGAGUGAUGCCGAGACAAUAAGUUCAAGUAGUAGUUCUAGCAGUCGAAUAACUGAUGAUGAGGCUGAUGGAAGUUCCAGUGAUGAUGAUGAGGGAGGAGUUUAUUCACCAAUUUUCAUUCCUGACGAGGCUCAAGACAGACAGUUUUUUGGAGCAGAAACUAAUUUAAAUAGAGGAUGGUAUUCUUUAAAGAAAUCCAACAAUUAUCAACCGCCACAGUCGACUCUUCCUGAAAUACCUGUACAGUCUAAUGUCAAAGUUGUUUGUCCAAGCAAAGCUUUCGUCCCAGCAAUCCCUAUAAAACGAAUUGUACCCUGCCAUGUUUCCUCAACAUCUUGUGACGUUAACGCAAGUUUCACUGGUGGUUAUGAAGAGGUUCUGAAUGUUCAACCAGUAGUCAUGCUAGAACCUCUAGUCUCGCCAUCCAAAACAGUAAAUCUUGCAGCUAGUUCUGUGCCGCGUAGGUCUACUGAUUUGCGGUUUCCGUCAAAUAAUCUGCCUAACGACAAAACAAUUCAUCUCUGUGAUGGUGACUCAGAAGAUAACCAUGUUGUUAUUUCUGACAACAGCUCUCAUUCUUCAUUAAUGAAUUUGACAUCGGCCAACCCUUCUCAGAAUUCGCCAAAUGAGAUGGAACAAACACACAGUAUUCAUCCAAUAGGUGACAAUAACUCAAAAUCUGUCAAUCAAGUAGGAAUGGACAUACCAACCCCACGAAGACGUCUACGUGCCAGAAAACCAAAGAAAGACAAACCUAGGAUACGGACCCUUUCUAAUGGCGAUCUUCGAGAGAUAUUUUUGUCUAAGGAUCCAAAUAUUGUUGAGAAGUUCCUGUCACCUUCUGAGUCAGUCGUAAUUAAAGAUACCAAUUCUCAAAAAUCAGGGUCAAGACAUCUGGAGGCCCAAACAAAUAAAAGACUAACAAGUGCAUCGGCCAUUGGAGAUAUCUUUAAUGAAUUUAAAAAAUGUCAAACCUCCAAAUCCCCUGAUAUUGCUACAAGCAGUGAAUCGAGGCAAAAGAAAUAUUGUCCACAGAAACAGACUCUAGAACUUGUAAAUAAUAGAGGACCCAUGACCUCUAAAGAAUUCAACUUUCAGCAUAACUCUGUGAAUGGUGGCCCACAACAAAAAAAAUCGACGCCCAGUCAUCUCAACAAGACUUUUGUUGUUUCCAUGGACAGGAAAGGUAGUUUAGAAGGAAUUAAAGAUGGCAUGGCCUCACGUCAAACCAGAAGUGCCAUUCCUCUCAGUCAUUUGGAUAUGUCUCCUCCAUCUUGCAUUGCUUCAAUUAGACUGUCAGAUCCCAAUGAAAAAAUUUAUCAAAAAACGAAACCGUCCGCCAGAUCUGAAACUCCUAAAACAAUUGAUAGUUUUAUGUUUGAAGAACAAAGAAACAAUCAGUUGCCUAAUCAACAGAUGCUGAACUGCAGGGUUCAAGGUCAACCUCGAUCUUCAGUUCCCUCUCAACCAAUAGAAAAUACAACAAGGUUUGAAAGCAGAAAAAUGCAAUACACAAGGGAUACCCACACAGGAAAUCUGUAUGAUACAGUAGUAACUCCGGAUGACACAACUAUACCAUGUCGCCAUAGCAACAUAUAUCAAUCUGCGCCUCCUUUGACUAGUGAGAAUUUGAAAAUAUUCAAUACAAUAAACACUGUGAAAUCUGAUUUGUCAAGUAGUCAUCCAAGACAAAUAACCAGAAGAGUAAAUUCUAACAGGGAAAGUAAUCAAGAUGAAAACCAUGCUCAAAAUACGUUUUCAAAUUCUGUUCAUUCAGUACCAUCUGAUAUUAAAUUAAGGUCACAGUCAACGUCAAGUGUACCGAAGAUUCGACAACUAUAUGAAAAUUGUGCUACAAAUAAAUUAGAUGAAUUUGAAAAAAUGUAUCAGAUACUUUUAUCAAAAUCAAACCCCAAACCUCAAAUGCAUCUGAUUACGAAUAUAUCUGAUGACCGUGCAAUGGAAUGUUCUAGUGUUGGAAAUAUUGUAAAUCAGACCUGGGAUUCUCAAAAUCAAAGAGUGCUUGAUACCCCUUUGUGUCCUAAUAAUGGUUACAAUAGAAAUGACAGUGAUGUAACCAUAACUCACAAGGAGAAAGUAUCAACUAAAUCUUAUUCAAUGCAUUCUCACAUAAAAACUAAACUUCUGGUGAAAGAAAAUUCCAAUUCUGCUCAAACUUCCACAAAUGUCAAGACUGUACAAGAUAACAAUAUUUCAAUAAGCACUGCUAGAACUUGUGACCAGACUAACAACUGUCGGAGAGAAAAUCCUAGAAAGAUUUCAGAAUUAAUUCAACCAGUCACCACUACAUGUACCAGUAAAACAAAUACUUCUCCUGUCAAGGUCUCAAUUCUCAACCAGAUUUUAUCCAUGAAAUGUAAUUCAAGGAAUGCAGAAACUCUAAAGGAAAGAAAUUCUGAAAAUUUGAAUACAAAUUGUUCAGUCACUUUUGAUUCAAGGUGCUUGGAAACAUUGAAUACAAGAAAUUUAGAAACGUUGAGUUCCAGAAAUUCAGAAACUUUGAGGUCACGAAAUUCAGAAACUAUGAGUUCAAGAAAUUCAGAAACUUUAAGUUCAAGAAAUUUAGAAACUUUAAGUACAGUAUGUUCUGUUACCUUGAAUACAAGAAAUUCAGAAACUUUGAGUUCAAGAAAUUCAGAAACUUUGAGUUCAAGAAAUACGCAAACUUUGAAUACGACAAAUGCUAGCAAUGGACCAGGUAGUUGUUCUAGUGAUGAUAAUAACUCUUAUCAAGUACCGGUACAAAGAAAUGUAAGGAAAAAUAAUAACAAUAAUGCUUGUACCAUGAAUAAAGCCAUAUCUUCACCUAAAAGACGAUUAAGUUUAAGUUUUGAUCUAGAAAGUAAGGAAACCACACAGAACAAUUUUAAUUCGGCACCACGAAACAACCUCAAUUCUAGUCCAAGUAAAGAAAGGCGGGUUUCAAGUCCCUUUAAAGAAAACAACUCAGUUUUCAGAGAUAAUAGUCAGACAUCGAAAUGUGUUGUUCAGGAUGGAUUUAUUAUUCCGCAAGCCUUCAAUAUUAUCAAACCUCCAGGCAAAUGUAAAGAAAAGAUUUUCAUUCAAAACAGGAGAAGAUCCUCUAAAUCUUUGGAAUCGACAGAACCAAAACAUCUCCCUAAUUCUUCUAUUUAUGACUGGAAGUCUGAUAGUUCUGUUAAUGAAUCGAGAUCUGUCGAUUUCGGAACCAGAAACUGCAACAAUGUGAAGUCACCUCUUCAUACGAGUACACCAAUGAAGAAACAAAUGUCUGGUUUCACAACCAAUAUCUUGAAUGAUAGCCUGUCAACCAUUUGUUCAGAAAUACCUAACCAAGAAAUUUCUAUUUUUAUGCCAAAUUCUUAAAUAAUAAUCAAAGAACAUUGUCUGUAGAAAAUGUAUAUUAUAUUUAGAAAUCUCUAUUUAUAUUGAAUUGUACUGUGAUUUAUGCUGUGAACUGUGAUGCUCGUAUUAGUUCAAAUUAGUUUUAGUUGUGUUGAACAAAAAGAACAACACACCACUCUUGUUUCACUAUUUUUUUCUUCCUCACAUCAAUGUUAAAUUUUGAUUGUACUUGCAUAUAUCAUAGAAAUAUAAAACUUAAUACAUUUAAAAAUAUAGAGCAUUUAUUAUAAUUUCUAUGUCACAUGUUCUAGACCAUAUUUUAUUGAAAACUGACCAAAAACCUAGUUGCAUCACAAACUUUGCAGAUUACUAUUGCCAUACUCUAUUCAUAGUUAUAUAAGAUGUUAUUUAUUAAAGUAAACCUAUUAUUAGGUAUUUAUUUUUCAUAUUUUCU
Molecule: messenger RNA, 4221 nt
Organism: Patella vulgata (common limpet)
Lineage: Eukaryota; Metazoa; Mollusca; Gastropoda; Patellidae
Exons: 6
Coding region: 45-3788 (1247 amino acids)
Cellular component (GO): nucleus
Molecular function (GO): protein heterodimerization activity; histone binding
Source: RefSeq, a predicted model, not a curated record